UUCAAAUCUCCUUCCCUCGAGUUCAGAGAUCAGAAGCUCAACCAAGAGAAAAACCCUAGCCUCCACCACCGCCGCAAGGAGCACUCGUGUUUGCCACCGUCUUCCGCAGUCAGGGCUUGUCUCUUUGAGUCUUCGUCCGCCGCAUUGAACUACUGUUGAACUGGUUGAACUUCUAAACCGAUGAACUAGUAGCUCGAGCGGUUUGAUGACCGGUUCAGUUUUCAGAACCUUGAUUGUACUUGGGAGUUGUGACUGUCACGGUUUCAGAGUCUUUUUCACUGUUUCUCUGACGCCACCGCUAACCACUCAGAACCGCCGCCAAAACAACCAUGCUCUCCAUUGCAACUCUCAACCCUUCAACCCCAUUCAAUCACUCCCCAGGUUGCACUGUCCGCCGUAUCCUCAACCGUCACUCUCUCCUCCCAUCCACAUUCUCACUACCAUCCAAAUCGAAUCCCUAUUGCCCUUCCUCCACCUACAGACCCCUCUGCGUGCGCGCCAUUGACGCCGCUCAGCUCUUCGACUACGAGUCAAAGCUCGCCAAGGAGUUCACUAUCUCCCAGCGCCUCAAGGUCGCAAUUGUCGGCUUCGGCAACUUUGGCCAGUUCCUUGCCGUCACAUUAGUCCGCCAGGGCCACACCGUCCUCGCCCACUCCCGCUCCGACCACUCCGCCGCAGCCAGAAAGCUUGGAGUAUCGUUCUUCCAAAACCCUGACGAUCUAUGCGAGGAGCAUCCCGAAGUGAUCCUCCUCUGCUCCUCCAUAAUCUCAACGGAGCGCGUGCUCCUCACGCUCCCUCUCCAGCGCCUCAAGCGCAGCACUCUCUUCGUUGACGUCCUCUCCGUCAAAGAAUUCCCCAAGAAGCUCCUCCUUGAGCUCCUCCCCUUCGAUUUCGACAUCCUCUGCACUCACCCGAUGUUCGGACCCGAGUCCGCACCCGACGGAUGGACCGGCCUCCCAUUCGUCUUCGAGAAGGUUCGUAUCCUCGACGAGAAGCACCGUGUUUCUCGCUGUGAGAAGUUCCUCAAUGCGUUUUCCAGAGAAGGUUGCAGGAUGGUGGAGAUGAGUUGCGAGGAUCACGACCGUUACGCUGCCGGUUCGCAAUUCAUUACUCAUACCGUUGGAAGGAUUCUUGAAGGGUUGAUGCUGGAGUCGACGCCGAUUAAUACGAAAGGGUACGAGAGUUUGUUGGGGUUGGUGGAGAACACUGCUGGGGAUAGCUUUGAUUUGUAUUAUGGUUUGUUCAUGUUUAAUAAGAAUUCUUUGGAGGUGCUGGAGAAGCUUGAUUUGGCGUUUGAGGAUCUCAGGAAGCAGCUCAUUGCGCGGUUGCAUCACGUGGUUAGGAAUCAGUUGAUGGAGGACGGUGAAAGGUUGCAGCAGCUGGAUGGAAGUAACAGCCAUGCACUGCUCCGGCAAGCUGGUAAUGGAUCUGCAUUGCUGCAUUCCAGAUCCAAUGAUGAUGCUCUGCUACGUAGUUCCAUUUCAAACAAUUCUAGCCUGUCUGAUGAGAACACAAAGCUCAAGAUUGCAAUUGUUGGUUUUGGAAACUUUGGUCAGUUCCUUGCAAAAACUAUAGUUAGUCAAGGUCAUGAGGUUUUGGCGUAUUCUAGAUCAGACUAUUCUGAUGUGGCUCGGCAGUUGGGGGUUUCAUAUUUCAGCAACGCAGAUGAUCUUUGUGAGCAACAUCCAGAAGUGAUCUUACUCUGCACUUCCAUCCUUUCGACGGUUAAAGUUCUUAAAUCAUUACCUUUCCAAAGGUUGAAGAGAAGUACAUUGUUUGUUGAUGUACUAUCCGUCAAAGAGUUCCCUAGAAACCUCUUCCUUCAACACUUGCCUCCUGAUUUUGAUGUUCUCUGCACACAUCCCAUGUUUGGGCCGGAGAGUGGAAAGAAUGGCUGGAAAAACCUUCCUCUUGUUUAUGACAAAGUUAGAAUUGGGAACGAAGAAUCAAGAAUAUUGCGAUGUUGUCAGUUUCUCGACAUUUUUGCCAGUGAAGGAUGCCGGAUGGUUGAAAUGUCUUGUGCUGAACAUGAUUGGCAUGCAGCUGGAUCCCAGUUUGUUACACACACAACAGGAAGAUUUUUAGAAAAAUUGGGGUUAGAGACAACACCAAUAAACACAAAGGGUUAUGAAACUUUGUUGAGUUUGGUGGAAAAUACCGUGGAGGAUAGUUUUGAUCUGUACUAUGGUUUAUUCUUGUAUAAUUUAAAUGCCAUGGAGCAACUAGAAAGAUUCGAUUUGGCUUUUGAAUCAUUGAAGAAGCAGCUUUUCGGACGAUUGCAUAGUAUCUACCGAAAGCAACUAUUUGAAAAUGAAGAACAGAUCCUUGCUUUGCCAGAGAGGUCUACGCUGCAAGAGAAAUCUGAAGACAGUGAUGUAUCAUCACCUCUUUCAAAAACUGUAGACACCAAAUGAAUUUAUCCCAAAGAUUUCCAUCUCAUUGGUAUAUUUCAGGGCUAAGGUUAUCUUUGGAUUGAAUGCUCUUGCUGGAAGAACCAUACAAUCUGGUUCUGCAGUUGGACCAUGGAACUUCUCCAAUGCUGAAUCUUUUAUCCGUUACACUGUAAGAAAGAAUUACAGCAUUGCUGGUUGGGAAUGUGGUAAGUGUAUGCUCCCUCAUUACAUAUAUGCCAAAGUAGUAAGCAUCAGUGUAAUUGAUUCAAUAAGACUAAAAUUAAAAAUGGUGAUUUUAAGACUCAUUAUUUUUGUCACAUAGCAGGAUUUCACAUUGAGUUUCUAACACAAACAUUGCAAGUCUUUGUACUCAUUUUUAUUUUAUAUAUCUAAACAACACAUCUUUUCACCAUUGGAUAGAAUGUGUGAUCUGCAUAUGAUAAGUCUACACCCUCAACCAAUGGUAGAAAGGUAUGUGUGAGUUUGUAUAUUGAGCACACAAUAUUUUUCUGAAGAGAAUGAUACUUGAAAGCUAAAAUGAAAUAGUCCACAAUAAUGUGCUGCUCAUCCUUCAACUAUGAAAUUUAAUAUUUGGUACCUAUAGAUAAUCUGGAUUUGGCACAAAAGUAGUAGUGUUUAGUAAACCAUAGUUUCCUCCAACCAAACUCUGUCUGCAGUAUGUUCUGGUGUCAUAAACAGCUGACAUUCCCAGCUGAUCAAAAUACCUGUGUUAUGAUGUAUUAACAUUAGAGCAACUGCUUGUAGAAUCUCCAAUGACAAAAUAAAAAAAAAAGAAAAGAAAAAAAAAUCAAGGUGAGUUAGUUAAACUAACCAAAAGCUGUAGACAAAUGCAUCAGACACAAGAUGGUGGCCACUGUUGUAAGCCCCUCCUGCCUCACCAACCCAUGCUUUUGCUUUGGUUGCUGAUUUUUGAAGUACGUUUUUGAGGCCACUGAAUGUGCUUGCCACUCAUCAAGAUAUGAUGGAUCAAGAAUUUUUUCAAUUAGGUGCUCAUCAACUCCUGUAUGUAAGAUAAAGUAGUAGCUUUUGUUAUAACCAAAAUUCAUAAACAUUGGUAAAAUAUUAUUUGUAUUCCUAUUUGGUGGAUGAUACCUGGUCCAAGGUUAUAUAUGUGUGAUGAGAUACCACAUUAACAGAUUUACCAGAUUUGUUUACAAAUUCCUGGAACCAAUUUGCAUCAUAGAAGCCACCUGGAGCAAUGACCAGUGGCUUAUGCCUAAUCCCUCUAUAUACAUCAUGAAUUAUGUUUCUUAAAGCAGCAAUAUCAGAAGCAUAUUGUUAUGCAGAAACACUAGUUCCAACGCUACUCCGGCACAAUUCAUUGCCUGCACAAGCAAGAAGGAAUUCAUUUAUACAAUUAAUUCUAUCCGGGGAGACAUGCUAUUUUUAAUUUUGCAAAAAGUACUUGAAAGACUUGCAAUGUUUGUGUUAGAAACUCAAUGUGAAAUCCUGCUAUGUGACAAAAGAUCAUUUUUAAUUUUAGUCUUAUUGAAUCAA
Arachis duranensis is the source of this 3911-nucleotide messenger RNA. Its product is annotated as arogenate dehydrogenase 1, chloroplastic. NCBI's taxonomy places the organism in Eukaryota, Viridiplantae, Streptophyta, Magnoliopsida, Fabales, Fabaceae. The record is from RefSeq and is a predicted model, not a curated record. The coding region runs from base 330 to 2414 and encodes 694 amino acids. Gene Ontology annotation, biological process: L-tyrosine biosynthetic process. Gene Ontology annotation, molecular function: prephenate dehydrogenase (NAD+) activity; prephenate dehydrogenase (NADP+) activity; arogenate dehydrogenase (NADP+) activity. The transcript is spliced from 4 exons.